CCGCUCAGUUCAAAGCAGCGCCUCGCCAUCAGACAAGCACACGAGCUCAGAGGAAGAACACACACAUGACCAACCGCAUCUUCUCCGCCAUGGCAGCGAACCAAGCGUACAUGAUCCGAUUCGACGGCCACCUCGACGACCCCUCCCCGAGCUCCGCCGGCGCGGAGCCGCCGGAGGUGUCGCAGCAGCAGCCGCCGCCGCCGUUCGCAGGGAGGGUGAUCUCCCCCGAGCAGGAGCACCAGGUGAUCGUCGCCGCCCUGCUCCACGUCGUCUCCGGGUACACCACGCCGCCGCCGGAGAUCUUCCCUGCCGCGGCGGCGGGCGCGGCAUGCCGGGUAUGCGGGAUGGAGCGGUGCCUCGGCUGCGAGUUCUUCGGGGGGGAGGGCGCCGAGGUGAUCGCGCUGGAUGGCGGCGCGGCGGAGAACAACAAUGCGGCCGUGGCGGCGGGAGGGCAGAGGAGGCGGAGGAAGAAGAAGAACAAGUACCGCGGCGUGCGGCAGCGGCCGUGGGGCAAGUGGGCGGCGGAGAUCCGCGACCCGCGCCGCGCGGUGCGCAAGUGGCUCGGGACGUUCGACACCGCCGAGGAGGCGGCCAAGGCCUACGACCGCGCCGCCAUCGAGUUCCGUGGCCCGCGCGCCAAGCUCAACUUCCCGUUUCCCGAGCAGCUCGCCCACGACGAGGCCAGCAACGGCGACGCCAGCGCCGCCGCCAGGUCGUCGGACAACACGCAGUCGCCGUCGCUCUGCAGCGGGGAUGCCGAGGAGCGGGGGCAGCCGGCGGAGUGGCCGCCGCGGGGCGGGCAGGAAACAGGGGAGCAGCUCUGGGAAGGACUGCAGGACCUGAUGAAGCUGGACGAGGGCGAGCUCUGGUUCCCGCCAACUUCGAGCGCUUGGAAUUGAAUCGUCUGUGAUUAGAUCCCAGCCGUUGAAGUAGUUUGAAAAAUGAACAUCCUAGCCUUUCAACAAUAUGCUUCUUUUGGCUCUCUCUGUUUUUUUUUCCUCAGCUCUGUUGUAACGUAUUUGAUCAUAGCAGAGUUUUGUACAUUAUCAGUAGAGUCCUACCAACUGUAUUCACCGGGCAAUUUUGGGAGUGUACCUUUUCUACUUGAAAAGCAAGGAACACGAGCUGACUACUGACUUGUGAACCAAUUUCUACGCACGGGAUUUGGAUGAAACAUUUUUGGACUGUGCUAUUUCGUGCUUAAGGGUACAUAUAAAAGUACUGAGAUCACUCCCUGCCUAUUUGUGAUUACUAUCAAUUCUCAAUAUGAUCCACGUGCUAAUCUCAAUCAUUGGUUGGCAAAUUAA
Molecule: messenger RNA, 1307 nt
Organism: Setaria italica (foxtail millet)
Lineage: Eukaryota; Viridiplantae; Streptophyta; Magnoliopsida; Poales; Poaceae
Product: ethylene-responsive transcription factor ERF109
Exons: 1
Coding region: 66-899 (277 amino acids)
Biological process (GO): ethylene-activated signaling pathway; regulation of DNA-templated transcription
Molecular function (GO): DNA binding; DNA-binding transcription factor activity
Source: RefSeq, a predicted model, not a curated record